This is a messenger RNA of Durusdinium trenchii, 411 nucleotides long. Lineage: Eukaryota; Dinophyceae; Suessiales; Symbiodiniaceae. The record is from the annotation of a GenBank genome assembly.
AUGGCCACCUUGCUAUGCGACCCUGUCGGCCCAGAUGCCAAGAGUCAUGCGCUGAGCCGCACAGAGCGGAGGAAGCUUAAGGUGCAGGCCAGAACAGAUGCUCUAAAGCCAAUGCAGCAGAAGCUCCAGUCGAAGGACCCGGCCGAGCAACUGGAAGCUGUUGACGAGUUGUUUCUACAGUUUGAGAAAACCUCGCUGGACACACUGCUUGCAGCUGAUCUACUGCCCUGGGUUCUGCAAUUGAGUCAGGAAAGCACAAACCUGGAGCUCCAAACGCAGGUGCUUUGGGCUUUAUGCCGCUUUUCAGAGGGCACUCCUGAGCAAACACGGUGCCUUGUGGAACAGGGCGCCCUGCAGCGCCUAAUGCCACUCUUAACCGGUCCGCCGCGCACGCAGGAGCAGGGCAUCUGA